AUGAAAAAUCCGUUUUUAUUAUCUUUUCGAUAAAAAAAAAAAAAAAAACUCUAGUGGACCGGUAUGGAGUCUACAGGCUACGGAGUAUAUUGUAUCAAUACGAGAGUACCUCAAUAGUAGGGUUUAUCAAAAACAAUCAAAGCUUGCAGGGUUUAGCUUGACCUCAAAGCUCAGGAGCUCCAACAAUGGCGAGAUCGGCAAGGUCCUCAGUUUCUCGCCUCUACUACACCCUUUUCACUUCAUCUACUCCCCACCAAACCCAAUAUCGGUCAUCUCCAUUCCUCCACCGCCAUUUCCGAUUAUUCUCCGCCGGCAGCGCUGCCCGCGUCAAAGAAGAGAAAGGCUCUCAAUUGCAGGACUCAUUAUCGAAAGUCCGAAACAUCGGAAUAUCGGCGCAUAUCGAUUCCGGAAAGACCACAUUGACGGAAAGAAUUUUGUAUUACACUGGAAGAAUUCAUGAGAUCCAUGAAGUUAGAGGAAGAGAUGGUGUUGGUGCGAAAAUGGAUUCCAUGGAUUUGGAGAGAGAAAAGGGGAUUACUAUUCAAUCUGCUGCUACUUACUGUACUUGGAAUGGUUAUCAGGUCAAUAUCAUUGAUACUCCGGGUCAUGUUGACUUUACCAUUGAAGUAGAGCGUGCCUUGCGUGUCCUUGAUGGUGCCAUUCUCGUCCUUUGCAGUGUUGGUGGUGUUCAGAGCCAAUCGAUUACUGUUGAUCGGCAAAUGAGGAGGUAUGAAGUUCCAAGAAUUGCAUUCAUUAAUAAAUUGGACCGAAUGGGAGCUGAUCCGUGGAAGGUUCUUAAUCAGGCUAGGUCAAAGCUUCGGCAUCAUAGUGCUGCUCUGCAAGUACCAAUUGGCCUGGAAGAAGAUUUUCAGGGUCUUGUGGAUCUUGUGCAAUUAAAAGCUUAUUAUUUUGAAGGAUCGAGUGGGGGAAAAGUUGUCACCGCUGAAAUUCCUGCAGAUAUGGAAGGUUUAGUGGCAGAAAAGCGGCAUGAGCUGAUAGAGGCAGUCUCUGAGGUUGAUGAUAAAUUGGCUGAGUUGUUUCUUGCUGAUGAACCCAUAUCAUCUUCUGAUCUUGAGGAAGCAAUACGUAGGGCUACUGUUGCCCGGAAAUUUGUCCCUGUAUUCAUGGGCACUGCUUUCAAGAACAAGGGUGUUCAGCCACUUCUUGAUGGAGUUCUCAAUUACUUGCCGUGUCCUACUGAAGUCAACAACUAUGCUUUGGAUCAAAAUAAUAAUGAAGAGAAGGUAUUGUUACCUGGGUCUACAACAGGACCUCUCGUAGCACUGGCUUUUAAAUUGGAAGAAGGACGAUUUGGUCAAUUAACAUUUUUGAGAAUAUAUGAGGGCGUCAUCAAGAAAGGGGACUUCAUACAUAAUAUCAACACUGGAAAGAGACUUAAGGUUCCUCGCCUUGUACGGAUGCAUUCUAAUGAGAUGGAGGACAUUCAAGAGGCACAUGCUGGACAAAUUGUUGCUGUAUUUGGAGUCGAUUGUGCUACAGGUGACACUUUCACUGAUGGAACAGUCAAGUACACUAUGACUUCUAUGAAUGUUCCUGAGCCAGUGAUGUCAUUGGCUGUUUCACCAGUUUCUAAGGAUUCUGGAGGGCAGUUUUCAAAAGCAUUGAAUCGUUUCCAGAAGGAAGAUCCAACCUUCCGUGUGGGGUUAGAUCCAGAGAGUGGGCAGACGAUUAUUUCUGGUAUGGGAGAACUACAUCUAUCCAUUUAUGUUGAGCGCAUCCGAAGAGAGUACAAGGUUGAAGCACAAACAGGAAAGCCUCGUGUUAAUUUCAGAGAAGCUAUUACUCAACGUGCUGAAUUUGAUUAUUUGCAUAAGAAGCAAAGUGGAGGUCAGGGUCAAUAUGGAAGAGUGUGUGGUUAUGUUGAACCACUUCCUAUGGGAUCGACAACCAAGUUUGAAUUUGAAAACUUGAUAGUAGGACAAGCUAUCCCCUCAAACUUCAUACCAGCAAUUGAGAAAGGAUUUAGAGAAGCAGCAAACUCGGGUUCCCUUAUUGGACAUCCGGUGGAGUAUGUUCGUGUUUGUUUAACUGACGGUGCAUCCCACGCUGUGGAUUCUAGUGAACUUGCAUUCAAGUUGGCUUCAAUAUAUGCCUUUAGACAGUGCUAUACAAAAGCAAAGCCUGUGGUACUAGAACCAAUAAUGUUGGUGGAGGUUAAAGUACCAUCAGAGUUUCAAGGUUCUGUGACCGGUGAUAUCAACAAGAGAAAAGGUCUGAUUAUUGGUAACGACCAGGAUGGUGAUGAUUCUGUUAUUAUUGCACAUAUCCCUUUGAACAAGAUGUUUGGAUAUUCCACAGACCUGCGCUCAAUGACACAGGGAAAAGGUGAAUUCUCAAUGGAAUACAAAGAACAUUCUGCAGUUCCUCAAGAUGUGCAGAUGGAAUUGGUGAAUGACUAUAAGGCCACAAAGGCAGCCGAACAGUAAUAGAUAUGUUAACGGAAAGGAGAACUUUACAUGAUACGCUUUUUUUGGAUAUUCAAGAUGCUCAGAUAACAGUCAUUCAGUUAGCAUGUAGGUGAGUUUCAUGUCUUAUGCUGACUACAGAUUUUGGUAGCUGGAAUAAUAUGCCGAUUGAUAUACCCCAGGGUCCUCUGAUACUUGAGGAAUGUGGGUCAUUCCUCUAAAAGAUAGAUGAUUUUCUUUGUAUAGUUGUAUGCUCACAUUCUUUGUUAAUUAUAGUUGAUGCUGUAUUUGCAGUUUGGAAAACUGAGAACUCGCCCUACGCCCUAUGUCCUCUUUCUCUGAUAAUUUGUUUUUGGCUCUUACUUUAGCUUUGGGAAAAAAGACAUCACCCACCAUCAUCCUCUGGAUUGUUUUAGACUGAUAGUUCUAGUCUACUACAGUGUGGUUAUAAUAUAAACUCUGUUCUUUUUGUAAAAUAAAGAACCGAGGAUACAGUUUAGCAUAUUACAAUAUUUGUAUAGUCUGUGGAAUUAUAGCUAUAGCCAAGGAGCUAUAUGCGUAUCUUGGCACGAAUAAGACUAUUUACCAAACCGGAGAGAACAAAGUAACUUACUACAAAGUAUUUCCUUUUU
This is a messenger RNA of Chenopodium quinoa (quinoa), 3058 nucleotides long. RefSeq names its product elongation factor G-2, mitochondrial-like. Gene Ontology annotation, molecular function: translation elongation factor activity; GTPase activity; GTP binding. The coding region runs from base 186 to 2447 and encodes 753 amino acids. Gene Ontology annotation, cellular component: mitochondrion. The transcript has 19 exons. Lineage: Eukaryota; Viridiplantae; Streptophyta; Magnoliopsida; Caryophyllales; Amaranthaceae. The record is from RefSeq and is a predicted model, not a curated record. Gene Ontology annotation, biological process: mitochondrial translational elongation.